CUGGUGCAAUCCUUUUCAUCCGCGAACCCCAUUCGCUUCCCUGCUCUCUCCUGGCGCAAUCCUCUCUCGUGAAUCGCGUCUGCUUCCCUGCUCUCUCCUGGCGCAUCAGAUCUAGAUCAUGUAGGUCGUUUCCUAGGGCGCCAAGCCGGAGCCCGACGGCUAUGGCGCUGCGUGGGAGAGAUGCAAGGCGGUUAAGCGGGCCAUGAGGAGGACGCAGGCGAGGAGUAUGGCGGCCCCGUCAUUCGCGCCAAACGGACGAGGAUGGGUGGCUCCUGCAGCAGCCGCGACGGCGAGCAGGGCCAGCGCCGCCACGCUGAUCCCCGGGGCACACCGCCCCUGCCACAUCACCUACGCAGCCCACGCGCAACCAGGUCUCCUCGACCCAGAUCUCUGCCCCAGGAGUGGAGGCGACGCCGUAAGCGCCCCAAUGCGGCGAGCGGCAAUGGCCGGUGCGUGCGCGGACGUCGACGCCGCCGCCUGGGCUCCGGGCGGCGAGGCGCGGGAUCUGCGGCUAGGGUUUUGGCGCGCAGGAGGAUUCGGGAGUUGCUUCGGCGCGAGGGAGUGGGAACGAAUAGGGAGAGCUGGAGCAGCGGGGCGACGACCGAUGAGGUUGGAACUCAGAAGGGGGAGGGAAAAAAAUCGAGGGGAGCAGAGCACGCACGGACGAGGAUGGGCGGGGACGGGGAUAAGAUAUGGUUCCAUCGAUCCAUUGCAGGGACAGUGCAAGCGGCCGGGUCCGGCGACGGAGACGAAGCCGAGGAAGAGAAGGCCUUCUUGGUGCCGAGCGCCGCGGCCUUCCCCCACGGCAUGUCCGCCGCCGCCGCUGGCCCGUCGCUGGCCGUGGCCAAGAAAGAGGAGUUCAGCAAGUCGCCGUCCAACUCGCCGGCCUCAUCGGGUGGCACGGACGGUGGCUCGUCGGCUGUCCCGUGGCCGGAGCAGAUCCACGCGCAGAACAGCAGCCCGACGCUGUUAGAACCGAGUCGCCAAGCCAUCCCUCUGGAGUUCAAAUCGAUGGCCGGUUGCUUCUUCAGGCUAGCAGAAUUUUACCAAGACCCAGAGUUCGGCAUGUUGUGGCAAUGGAAAGGGCUGGCGUUGGCUUCAGAGAACCAAUCUGCAUGACGUUGAUUCUAUCACCCAUAUCCUUGACGACCAAAUGGAGGUCCCAAAAAAUUGAGCAACCAAGCAAGGGCUGUCUGACUCUGUCAAAGGCCCAGCAGAGAUUGUUCACACAAAGUAAGCGAGCGAACCGAAGAAGGGAAGGACAAUAUAGUCACGUCACGUGUUAAGUAAAAAGGAAAAACAUAAAAAUAAUUAAAAAAAAGGUUAGAGUACUGUUUUGGAGGACCAAAUCACUUAUAAAUACUAUUAGACAGAAGGUUAACUUGUGAGUAUUAUAAUGAGAAGCCUGUUAAAAGGAGUACCAUAAUAGCAAAAAAACUCCUCUGGAGCAUCGACCGACUCUCCACCUGAGGACCGCCAGCUCCUUCCUCCGCCUCGACAAGCGUUGGAGAGAUGGUGAAGAGAAGCAAGAAGAGCAAGAGCAAGCGCGUCACGUUGCGGCAGAAGCACAAGGUGCUGCGCAAGGUGAAGGAGCAUGACAUGGAAAAAAUGGUUACAAAGGCUGAUCCAAGUAAACGGAUUGUACUACUUCACAACAAGAUAGAUCUUGUUCCUAAGGAAGCGGUAGAGAAGUGGCUUACAUAUCUGAGAGAAGAAAUGCCAACAAUUGCGUUUAAGUGUAAUACCCAAGAGCAGCGGACCAAGCCGGGAUGGAAAUCUUCAAAACUAGAUAAAACAAACAGCAUCCCACAAAGUAGUGAUUGCCUUGGUGCUGAGAAUCUAAUUAGAUUGCUCAAGAAAUAUUCCAGAAGCCACGAGCUCAAACUGGCAAUUACGGUGGGUAUUGUUGGACUCCCUAAUGUUGGCAAGAGCAGUCUGAUCAACAGCCUGAAGAGGUCCCGAGUGGUUAAUGUCGGUUCCACUCCAGGGGUUACUAGAUCAAUGCAAGAAGUUCAAUUAGACAAGAAGGUAAAGUUGUUGGAUUGUCCUGGUGUUGUUAUGCUCAAAUCUUCCAACAGGUGUGUGUCUGUGUUCCAGAUCAGUGAUCCUGCGCCGUGGUGAUCGCGGCCAUCGUUCGCCGAUGGUCUGCGUCGUCUUCACUCGUCAGGGAACCGGCUGUGACGGCUUGGUUCUAACAGGCGCCGAUGGAGGCCAUGGAGCUCGUCGUCGCGCUCACCGCCUGCGCCGACUCCGUCGCAGCCUGCAACCACGACGUCGCCAACUACUACCUCGUGCGGCUGGGCGAGAUGGCCUCCCCCGCGGGGCCCACGCUGAUGCACCGCGUGGCCGCCUACUUCGUGGAGGUGCUCACGCUGCGCAUGGUGCGCAUGUGGCCCAGUCGAGAUCUGGUCAUUAGAUUCAAUAGUGUGGUACUGGUGGCAUGUGGCCCAGCCGAGAUCUGACAGUUCUUAGAAAAAUUCAGCUUUCAUUUCCAAUCGUUACAGCUUUAAACUAUUAUGAUCGUUACUUUUUCAUUGGCAUUAUUACUUGAGAAACCAUUCAAAACAUCCACUUUGCUUUUGAUAACCAUGAAUUUGUAGGUUCAUGCAAAAGCAUUUAAGUUUGCUAAGUUGCAUUCUAAGAACAUGUAUCAAUAAUGAUUGGAAAUGAAAGCUGAAUUUUUUACCGGCGAGAGGCUACUGGAGUUUGCACCUGGUGGUGUGAGCUGCGCACCACCUCCUUCAUAGGCAGAUGUCAUCUAUAUGGAAGCGGCAGGAGGUGGAAGCACUAUAUAUGACACCUCUAUCGCUCUUGUUGAUUGCUGGGGUCAACAUGUGCCGCUGCUGCACUUGGUGGGCCUAGGGAAUUCUAGGACUCUGGGCUGGUUUGGUGGGUAGUGAAAUUUAAAUAGCAAGUGAUUUUCUCUCUGGAUCUCAUCUAUUUUCUUGUCCACCGAACCAGCCUUAAGAUUUGUUCUGUCUGGAUAGCACAAAAAUUGUCCA
Molecule: messenger RNA, 3002 nt
Organism: Zea mays
Lineage: Eukaryota; Viridiplantae; Streptophyta; Magnoliopsida; Poales; Poaceae
Product: protein DWARF AND LOW-TILLERING
Exons: 2
Coding region: 262-1119 (285 amino acids)
Source: RefSeq, a predicted model, not a curated record